This is a messenger RNA of Betta splendens (Siamese fighting fish), 2186 nucleotides long. RefSeq lists its product as uncharacterized. The transcript has 11 exons. Gene Ontology annotation, biological process: negative regulation of autophagy. The coding region runs from base 365 to 2020 and encodes 551 amino acids. The record is from RefSeq and is a predicted model, not a curated record. Lineage: Eukaryota; Metazoa; Chordata; Actinopteri; Anabantiformes; Osphronemidae.
UUGGUGCCUGGCAGGAAACGUGCACUUCCGUUUUUUGUCUAACCAAGCCGCACAUUUUCCAUUUUCUAAGCCGGUUUCCUGCUCCACCGCCUAUGUUCGCAGGGGUGUAGCUGCAUUAAAUGUUGACGGUGUUUCGAAAAAGGCGAAUCUAUUUAUAGACGCCUUAUCGUCAAACAAACUGCGCGAAGCAACUGUCCAACCAGACACCGCAGACAGCGGAGGCAGCGCACUCAUACUUUCAUUUUCAUCGGCUGCGGAAAAAAAAAAGGGCGAGGAAGUGAUUUGAAGCGAAGGGCCGAGCCUCUGCGGCGCGCGCGACGCACGCCCCGACCUGCAGAACUUUGUGGGCUCCCAGCGCGAUCGGAUGGAGUUCUCCGAGCACAUCAAGACCGCCAACGUGGAGGACGUGGUGCUGCGCCAGCCGCUCCACCCGCCGCUCAGAGGCACCCUGUGCAUCACGGGCCACCACCUGCUCUUCUCGGACCGGGAGGAGGACGAGGGGCGCAGCUCCGGGCAGGUUCUGCUGCUGCUCCGGAACAUCGAUGCCGUAGAGAAAAGUGUGGAAAACCUUUUGGGCUAUUCCGGCCUCUUCUCUAGUCCAGGCCACGCAGAGAGAACAUCUGGAUCCUCGGGGACGAUCACCAUCAAGUGCAAAGACCUGCGCGUGCUGCAGCUGGACAUCCCCGGCAUGGAGCAGUGCCUCAACAUCGCGCGCUCCAUCGAGACGCUGUCCUGCUUGGACUGCGUCUCAGAGAUGUUUCCUUUCUUUUACAGACCUUCUGAGCUCAACCUGCAGGACCAGUGGGGCCUCUCGUCCCCCGAAGAGCACUACAGGCAAGCGACAGAGCUUCACAACAGGUGGAGAUUGAGCAGCGUGAACAGGGACUACUCCGUGUGUCCCACGUACCCCCGGGCGGUCGUGGUUCCGAGGGAAAUAAGCGACGACAUGCUGGUGAAGGCGUCCAGAUUCCGACAGGGCGGGCGCUUCCCCGUCCUCUGCUACGUCCACAGGAAGAACGGCAUGGUGAUCGUGCGCAGCGCUCAGCCGCUGACUGGGGCCAACAGGAAGCGCUGCAAGGAGGACGAGACCCUGCUGCAGGCCGUGAUCGGCGGGUCCGAUAAGGGCUACGUCAUCGACACCCGCUCCGCUCAGCAGGCGCAGCAGGCCCGGAUGACCGGCGGAGGCUUCGAGUCCAAGUCCUGCUACAGCCAGUGGAAGAGGCUGCACAGGCACAUGGAGAGGGGUAAAGCGCUGCAGGAGAGCCUGAUCAAGCUGGUGGAGGCCUGCGGCGACGAGUCCAGCAACAUGGACCGCUGGCUCAGCAAGCUGGAGAACUCCAAGUGGCUGUCUCACGUGCAGACGGCCCUGUCCACGGCCGGACUGCUGGCCGAGUGUGUGGAGAGGGACGGCCGCUCGGUUCUGGUCCACGGCUCCGAAGGCACAGAGUCCACUCUGCUGGUCAGCACGCUGGCUCAGCUCAUCAUGGACCCGGGCUGCCGCACGCUGGAGGGCUUCCUGGCUCUGCUGGAGCGGGAGUGGGUACAGGCGGGACACCCGUUCCAGCAGCGCUGCGCCCACUCGGCCUUCUCCCACGCCCGCCUCCAGCACGAGUCGCCCGUCUUCCUGCUGCUGCUGGACUGCGCGUGGCAGCUGUGGCGCCAGUUCCCGCUGGCGCUGGGCUUCUCCGAGGCGCUGCUCCUGAGGCUGGCCGACGAGGCCUACGCCUCCAGCUACGGCACCUUCCUGUGCAACAGCGAGCAGGAGAGAAGCGUCGCGGGGGUGAGGGAGAAAACGCACUGCCUGUUCCAGGCGCUGCUGAGGUCCAGGCACAGGGACUCCUACUGCAACCCGCUGUAUGAGCGCACGGAGCUGGCGAUCUGGCCUUCAGUCCACCCUCAGUCCCUGCAGCUCUGGAGAGGCUUUUUCCUGAGGUGGACACCGCAAACCCGGCUCCUCGAAGAGGCUCAGGAGGAAAUAAGGAACAUGAUCGUGGAGUGGGAGAAGCUCGUGAUGAGCUGAUACUGUCCCCGCAGCGCCUGGAACCCAGAACGGGUCCGACGUGUUCCAGGAGGAAUGCGACAAAGUGCAAUGUGUUCCUUUUUCCUACUUUUGAACAAGCUACAUUUUUCAUGUACAGUAUUUCUUCUUUUAUAAAAUUGUAUUAAAAUAAAAAUGUUCCUGCUUA